AUGGCACAGCAAGAAGUCACAAAAGCUGCGCCCGAGACGAGAGCGAGUUCCACUCGCCAUCAAUCAACACUACAUACAAGCUUAUCAUCCUUUGUAUCUUCUACAUCUACUCAAAUCAUCGCGCAUGCACCAAGUUUAGAAGAUAGUAUUAAAUUUUCAGGUGGUGCUGUUGCAGCUUUAGUGGCAAUGCGGUAUGCUGGAAGUUUACGGUCUGCUUGUAUUGUGGGUUUCUUAUCUGGAUUAUUUGCACAUUCUUUUUACGUGGAUGUGAUACGAAAGAAACGAAGAGAAAGGGAUGAGAAGAGAGAAAGACAAGGAGAGAAGGAUAGAGAAUUGUAUCCAGAGGAGGAGGAGGAAGAAGAAGAUACUGAAUGA
Messenger RNA from Peronospora belbahrii, 375 nucleotides. The record is from the annotation of a GenBank genome assembly. Lineage: Eukaryota; Oomycota; Peronosporomycetes; Peronosporales; Peronosporaceae.